This is a messenger RNA of Wyeomyia smithii (pitcher-plant mosquito), 1724 nucleotides long. It is a transcript of the gene Adgf-C, whose product is annotated as adenosine deaminase 2. The record is from RefSeq and is a predicted model, not a curated record. Gene Ontology annotation, biological process: adenosine catabolic process; inosine biosynthetic process. Gene Ontology annotation, molecular function: adenosine deaminase activity. The transcript is spliced from 6 exons. The coding region runs from base 75 to 1622 and encodes 515 amino acids. Lineage: Eukaryota; Metazoa; Arthropoda; Insecta; Diptera; Culicidae.
AAGAAAGCCCAAUUUGAAUAAAUUGUAUGAAAUCACGGUCACAUUGAUUAGUUUCGUUUAGAUUCUUGAUCAUAAUGCUUCGUGAACUGUCCAUUAUAUUACUGUACAUGGUGAUUGCCGAGUGCGCCACUAUUGAAUAUAGCCUCAAGCGCCAAGCAAUCUUGGAGGCGGAAAAGCGACACGCAACGGGUGGGAAUGCGUUUCUCACCGCGAAAGAGGCACUAGCGGAUGAGAUACUGAUCAAUUUGAAGCAACAAUUGUCCGUUGAUGCAACUAACAAUCCGGAUACGUACGCCCCGGCGAUGCACUUUUUCCGCGCCAAACCACUGAUCGAAGCGAGUGCGGUGUUCAAAAUUUUGAAAGCCAUGCCCAAGGGUUCGGUAUUGCAUCUGCACAAUGUGGCGGCCGUCAGCUCGGAGUGGAUCGUCAAAAACCUAACGUACCGCCCGGAGGCGAAGCUUUGCGAAAUGAACGGGAGCUACGUUUUUACAACCAGCAUUUCAAAGCUCUGUCCGGAAAGUGCGAUUCGUGACAUCCAGAAAAUGCGAGCCCAAAAUGGCACAACGGAACAGUUCGAUUUGUGGCUGGAAUCGAUGAUAAACCUCAGACUGCGCGGACCAGAGCUGAUGACGGCGGAUCUGAACCAAAUCUGGAACGAGUUCGAGCGAAUGUUCACCAUGGUAAGGGAUUUGAUUUCGUACAAACCGAUUUUCGAAGCGUUCCAUACGCGGCUGCUGGAAGAGUUCUACGAGGAUAAUGUGUUCUAUAUCGAGCUGCGAAUGUCGCUGUCGAAAAUUUAUGACGCCAGCAAUCGGGUCUACGGUGAGAUGGAGGUUGCUAAAAUUGUACAGCAGCUGGUGGAUACGUUUUGCUCGGCCAAUCCGGAUUUUAUUGGUGUGAAGGUAAUAUUUUCGAAGCAUCGAGGAAUAGACACAGGCACAGCACAGGAUCUACUGAAUUCGUUUGUUAAAUUGAACGCGGAGUUGCCAAACCUGGUUAUUGGUUUCGAUCUGGUGGGACAGGAAGACAUUAAUCAGCCCUUGACCAUUUUUCUGGAUGAAUUGCGCAAGUUUGAAGCCACCACUCCGUAUUUCUUCCAUGCUGGAGAAACCAAUGGAUACGGAAGCAAUGCUGAUCUUAACUUGAUCGACGCGGUUCUGCUCAACAGCCGUCGCAUCGGACAUGGUUAUUCGUUGUAUAAACAUCCAGUCCUAUGGAAGGCAGUUAAAAGUAAAGGAAUCGCUUUGGAAGUGUGCCCACUUUCGAAUCAAGUACUACGAUUGGUGACCGAUCUACGCAACCAUCCUGCAGUGUUCUUCGUGUCGGAAAGCAUUCCCAUCGUCAUUGCAUCCGACGAUCCCGGGUUUUGGGACAGCAAAGCUGUUUCAUUUGAUUAUUAUUAUGCCUUCAUGGCGAUGGCUCCUACUUCAGCGGGAAUCGGAUUUCUUAAACAGAUUGUAUGGGACUCAGUGAGGUAUAGUUCUCUAACAGCAAAAGAACGGCAACGAUUUUCGGAAAUACUGCAAACUAGAUGGGAUCUUUUUGUGGACGAUUUAUCUUCCGGAAGACUCACAGUUCCCAACUGUAUGUCGUUUAAGCACUCGGCCGCUUCUGCUGAAUGAAAAUUUUACAGCAUAUCGCAAUCUGAGUGUAGCACCUUCUAAAACCGUGCACUCCACGUUCCUAGUAUGAAUUAAUAAAGUAGUUGAAAAAGCACCAAAUAA